Molecule: messenger RNA, 3024 nt
Organism: Mizuhopecten yessoensis (Yesso scallop)
Lineage: Eukaryota; Metazoa; Mollusca; Bivalvia; Pectinida; Pectinidae
Product: transducin beta-like protein 3
Exons: 24
Coding region: 70-2907 (945 amino acids)
Biological process (GO): endonucleolytic cleavage to generate mature 5'-end of SSU-rRNA from (SSU-rRNA, 5.8S rRNA, LSU-rRNA); endonucleolytic cleavage in 5'-ETS of tricistronic rRNA transcript (SSU-rRNA, 5.8S rRNA, LSU-rRNA)
Cellular component (GO): 90S preribosome; small-subunit processome; nucleolus
Molecular function (GO): U3 snoRNA binding; protein binding
Source: RefSeq, a predicted model, not a curated record
CUUCCGGCACGUGUUGAUUGAAAAUACUGCAGAGAGAAUGAACACACACUCAUAAAGUUUCCUGCUGCAAUGGCAAAUCUAAAAACAAACUUUGAUGUGCUGCGAAAAUAUGAAGCAUUUUACACCGGAGGGAAAAUACAGAUAUCUGGUGAUGGAGAAUAUAUGUUCUGUGGCUGUGGAAACAAAGUACAAGUGAUUGAGAUUGCUUCAGGACUGACAAAAUUUUCAGUUGGAGAGAAAGAGGAUGAAGAUAUCUGUGGAUUUUGUGUGACACCGGAUGACAAGAAUGUGGUGCUUGCUACACAGAAUCUUUUAUUUAGACAAUGGAAUUGGAAAGAAAGCAAUCUUGUUAGAACAUGGAAGGCUAUCCACGCAUCUCCUGUGUCGGUAAUGGCAUUCGACAAGUCAUCCACUUUGCUGGCAUCAGGUAGUGCCGAUUCCACAAUAAAAAUGUGGGAUAUAGAAAAACAGUACUGUACACACAACCUCAAGGGUCACCAAGGGGUAGUAAGUGUUGUUGAGUUUCAUCCCGAUGCUGACAAACUCCAGCUUUUCUCGGCCGCAGAUGAUUACAAAGUGCGUGUAUGGGACCUGAGGAGUAGUCAAUGCAUCGCUGCUGUAGAAGCCCACGUCAGUGUGGUCACGUGUCUGUGUUUCUCUCAGGAUGGGUCUACCUUGUACAGUGCUGGAAGAGAUAGCACUGUGGCAGUAUGGGACGUUGAUGAGCUGAAGGUUGUCAAGACGUUCCCUGUGUUAGAGAGUUUGGAGUCAAUUGUUCUGCUGCCUGCUGGCAAGUCUUACCCAGAACUUAACAUCGAUGACGAUACACCACACAUCAUUACUGCAGGCAGUAAAGGUAUUCUCAAGUUAUGGAAUGUAGAAAAGACAAAGUUGACGAUGAUAAGGAACUUAAAUGCAUCCCAGGAGCAGAGUAUUAUACAGGCAUCAUACUGUCCAGCCAGACAGCAGGUGGCCGUAGUGACCUUUGACCACAAUAUUUCUCUGCUGGACAUUGACACACUAAAGCUGCAAAAACAGUUUUGUGGUUACACAGACGAGGUUCUGGACCUACAGUUGAUGGGGGAGGAUGACAGCCAUCUGGUGAUGGCCACAAACAGCCAGCACCUCAAGGUGUUUGAAAUGGAAACAUGGAACUGUCAAAUUCUCCAGGGCCACUCCGACAUUGUGCUCAGUGUGUGUGUCCACCACAAGGAACGCCUCAUUGCUUCGUCCUCUAAGGACAACAGUAUACGACUGUGGAAGCUGGAUACAGACACGGGUCAAGUGAAAUGUGUCGCUGUAGGUCAAGGUCAUACUCACGCUGUCAACACAAUGGCUUUCUCAUGGUUAAAUGCCAGAACGAUUGUGAGUGGUGGACAGGACAGCACGUUGAAGGUGUGGGACAUUCCGGACAAACUGGACACUGCUACAGUGGUCAGUCUACACUCCAGGAUAACAGAGAAAGCACAUGAUAAGGACAUCAACUCUGUCGCCAUGACACCCAACGACAAAUUCAUAGCGUCCGGCUCUCAGGAUAAAACUAUCAAGGUUUGGAACACAAGUGAUCUGUCUCUCCUAGGUGUUAUGAGGGGACACAAACGAGGGAUUUGGUGUCUACAGUUCUCACCUGUCGAUCAGUGCUUGGCUACAUCAUCAGCUGAUGGCACUAUCAAGAUCUGGUCCUUGUCUGACUUCUUAUGCGUGAAGACAUUUGAAGGACAUGACAGUUCCGUCUUGAGAGUGAUAUUUCUGAACAGAGGGAUGCAGUUAAUGUCUUGUGGAUCUGAUGGCCUCCUAAAACUCUGGACAAUCAAAAGUAACGAGUGUGUGAAGACGUUUGACGAACACGAGGACAAGAUCUGGGCGCUGUGUAGUAACAGACAGGAAAACGAAGUCAUCACAGGAGGGGCGGACUCUACAGUCAUCGUGUGGAAGGAUGUCACACAGGAAGAGAAGGACGGGGAGCGUGCAAAGCAGGAGGAGUUCAUACUACAGGAGCAAACUCUUUCCAACCUGAUCCAACAGAAAAAGUUCCUUAAAGCCAUUGUGCUAGCUAUCAGACUGGAACAGCCCUUCCGAGUCCUAAAAAUAAUGAAAGAAAUUCUCUCGGAAAACAAAGGAGAAGAAGAUCUAAAGGCAACUCUUGAAAAGCUGAGGAUGGACCAGAUAGAUACAGUGUUGAGGUUUGCUUCCCAGUGGAAUACCAACAGUCGCCACUGCCAUGAGGCCCAGCUGGUGGUAUCCUCUGUGUUGGAGCUCUACCCUCAGGAGGAGCUUGCCGAGUUCCCCAACAUCACAUCAACACUGGAGGGUCUUCUCCCCUACACAGAGCGGCACUUCCAGAGGAUGAAUCGUCUGUUACAACAGUCCCGCUUCCUGGAGUAUACCUGGCAGUGUAUGAGGACCGUUGCUGAUGAAGAAAAACCAAGCAAAUCCAGCUCUAUGGAGUUUGAAGAGAUUAGAGCAAGCACCCUGCCAUUAUCUGGAGCCAUGAAAGAAAACAGUUCUUCUGAUAUGGACAACAGUGAUUCUGGUGUAGACAAUGACGAUAGUUACAUGGAUGAUGUAGACAGUGAGGAUGAUAGUGAUGAUGGUGAUAGUGAUGAUAAAGAUGAUGAAAAUAACAAUGACAAUUCCAGUGGUAGUGAUGACAAUGAAGAUUUCACAACAGUGAAACGAAAAACUCCACAAUUAAAAAAGAAACUUACAGAAGAACCUGUAAAAGUGAGCAAGAAGGAAAAGAAACGCCCCCUGGAGACAGCUGGGAAAGGUAAAAGACAACCAAAGAAGACUGCAAAAAUCACAAAGAGAUCAGAAAUGACAUUGAGUGAAAAGAAAAGUGAAAGAAAGGGGAAAAGAAAAAUAUCAGGCACUUUAGAAAAAGUGAAAACUAAGAAACGGAGGUAACAAAUUGUGGAAGUAAAUUAUUAUGUGAUUCAAGAAUUGCAAUACUUGUACUGUUAUAAUUGAUUUUAUGCAACAAAUUGAAUGAUUAUUAAAAUGUUCAGAAGGUUACAUUUUCAA